Naumovozyma castellii is the source of this 1365-nucleotide messenger RNA. It is a transcript of the gene ARP3, whose product is annotated as actin-related protein 3. The coding region runs from base 1 to 1365 and encodes 454 amino acids. Lineage: Eukaryota; Fungi; Ascomycota; Saccharomycetes; Saccharomycetales; Saccharomycetaceae. The record is from RefSeq and is a predicted model, not a curated record. The transcript has a single exon.
AUGUCAUACAUUAACAAUCCUGCAGUCGUUAUGGACAACGGUACCGGUUUGACCAAGCUAGGGUUCGCCGGUAACGAUUCUCCUUCAUGGAUUUUUCCCACCGCCAUUGCUACUUCCCAAGGUGGCUCCAGUUCCAAUGCUAAGAAAUCUAUGUCCUCCUCAGCUGCCUCAUCAGCAACCGCAGGAAAUCCAUAUUACGGUAACUCUACAUCGGCCACUUCUUUCAAUGAUAAUAACUUAUCCAGCAUGUUGUUAUCUAAUAACCUUGCUGGUAAGAGAGGUACCGAGGAUUUAGACUUUUAUAUUGGUAACGAGGCAUUAGUAGCAUCACAAGGUCCAUCAUAUUCGUUAUCAUAUCCAAUUAGACAUGGACAAGUGGAGAAUUGGGAUCAUAUGGAAAGAUUCUGGGAAAAUUCCAUCUUUAAAUAUUUGAGAACAGAACCAGAAGACCAUUUUUUCCUUCUUACUGAACCACCUUUGAAUCCACCUGAAAAUAGGGAACAAAUCGCUGAAAUCUUCUUUGAAUCAUUCAAUUGUGCUGGGCUGUACAUUGCUGUGCAAGCAGUGUUGGCGUUGGCAGCAUCAUGGACCUCUUCUAAAGUAACAGACAGAUCGUUGACUGGUACAGUUAUUGAUUCAGGUGAUGGUGUUACUCAUGUCAUCCCAGUUGCUGAAGGUUAUGUUAUUGGGUCAGCCAUUAAGAACAUUCCAAUUGCUGGUAGGGAUAUUACUCUAUUUAUCCAAUCAUUAUUAAGAGAACGUGGGGAAGCAGACACGUCUUUAAGAACAGCUGAAAGAAUCAAGCAAGAAUAUUGUUAUGUGUGUCCCGAUAUCGUGAAAGAAUUUAAUAAAUUUGAUAGAGAUGGUGAAAAAUUUGCUCAAUUUGUGGUAGAAAAUCAAGAAUCUACAAGGAAGAAGAUUGUUGACGUUGGCUAUGAAAGAUUCCUUGCACCAGAAAUUUUCUUCAACCCAGAAAUUGCUUCAUCUGAUUUCCUAACACCUUUGCCUACAGUGGUGGACCAAACUAUUCAAGCUUGUCCUAUUGAUGUGCGUAAGGGUCUUUAUAAUAAUAUUGUCCUAUCUGGUGGUUCUACCAUGUUUAAAGACUUUGGUCGUCGUUUACAAAGAGAUUUGAAGGGUAUCGUGAAUAACAGAAUUGCACAAAGUGAAAUGUUGAGUGGUACCAAAUCUACAGGGGUAAAUGUUCAAGUGAUCUCACAUAGAAAGCAAAGAAAUGCUGUUUGGUUUGGUGGUUCAUUAUUAGCCCAAACCGCUGAAUUUAAAGGUUACUGUCAUACAAAGAAAGAUUAUGAUGAAUAUGGACCGGAGAUUGUUAGAAAUUUCAGUCUUUUCAACAUGGUUUGA